Messenger RNA from Debaryomyces hansenii CBS767, 231 nucleotides. RefSeq names its product DEHA2F27324p. The coding region runs from base 1 to 231 and encodes 76 amino acids. NCBI's taxonomy places the organism in Eukaryota, Fungi, Ascomycota, Pichiomycetes, Serinales, Debaryomycetaceae. The record is from RefSeq and is a predicted model, not a curated record. The transcript has a single exon.
AUGUAUCUCAAAGAAGAGAUCAAUGAAACUGUUGAGUUAAUUGUUAAAGUAUUUUACCCUGCCAAAGCAAAGAGAGAUCAUAAUAAGUACGUGGUAAAAAAGCAAGACAUCUUUGAAAAUUGUCGAAAGGCAUAUUUAUGUGAGAAGCGUGCAUACGAAAGGUUUAUACCUAAUUCAGGUUUAACAACGUUUAUAUUGCACAAGAAUCUGAAUAUGGGAGAUUCUUUAUAG